UUACUGGUCGCCAAUGUCCGAGGGAUCAGGGGUAGCAAGUUUGUUGGCAGCUCGUCCAGCUCGCCCUGCUCGCGGACUGCUUAGCGGUCGGUCAUUUUUCACAUUUUCACCCCAUUGCAUGAACCGUCCGUCUGUGUCCCUCUCGAGGCGAGGGCAAUCUGUGGGCACCACUCCACCAUCAGCGAAAGGCGAACGGAGCACCGGUGUCGACCACCUCCUCAGCUCUGCUGUUUCGAGGAGUAGCUCAGCGCACAUUUCUGAUAAAUGUGAGUGACGAUCCGCGGGAGGAGUGAAGUGAAGUGACCUGAAGUGGAGUGGAGUGGAGUGGAGCACGGCGAUUCUUCGGCUGUCAUCUCUCUCUUGGCGCCGUCGGAAGUGCAUGAGAGUGUCGUCGGAGCUGCCGUAGUAGAGGAAGGACGCUGGGAGCGAUGGCUCGCCCGCAGCAGAUGAGCGCUAUGUGGAUUUUGGGUCUGAUGUUCGCCGCUCUCACAGCCUCUGCCUACGCGCAGUCCACCAACACUCUCGACACCACUACCUUCGAUGAGGCCUUCAAUGUCCUGUACGGGGCUGAUAAUCAGAUAGAGCGAUCGAUGGACGGCCGCGCUGUGAGCCUGUCCAUGACCGAACUGACAGGUUCUGGUUUCCAGUCGAAGGACACUUACUUGUUUGGACAACUUAGCAUGAAAUUGAAAUUGGUCCCCGGCGACGCUGCAGGAGUCGUUGUCUGCUUCUAUCUGCACACGAUGACUGAGAACCACGACGAAUUCGAUUUCGAGUUCCUCGGGAACAAGUCCGGGGAGCCGGUCAUCCUGCAGACGAACAUUUACGCCAACGGGAACGGCGGACGCGAGGAGAGGAUCUUCCUCUGGUUCGACCCGGCCGAGAAGUUCCACACCUACACCGUCCUCUGGAACCACAACCAAGUCGUAUUUUACGUCGACUCUGUGCCCAUCAGGGUUCUGAGGAACACUCCUCAAUCUCAGAGCUUCUACCCCAAAGUGAGGCCCAUGUACGUAUUCUCCAGCAUCUGGAACGGGGACGACUGGGCCACGAGAGGAGGACUCGACAAGGUGAACUGGACCAACGCUCCGUUUCUGGCUCACUACAAGGACUUCAAGAUGAACGGAUGCGUGUACAACGGCGUGGAUCCAGCCCCGGACUGCGUUUCCCCCUUCUACUCCACCACUUGGUGGAGCACUCACGAUGAGCUGAACGCAGUGGAGCUCAGGAAGCUCGAGUGGGUGCGGUCGAAUUACAUGAUCUACGACUACUGUACAGAUUUUACGAGAUACCCGAUGUUGGCUACGAACUUCACCGAGUGUGCGGCUCCUUGAAGCAAAUUUUUGAGGGUUUGGAAUUGUGACCUCAUCACGUUGUCUUGGUUUCUUUCUGGGACUGAAAUAAUGCAGGGGAUGGCGGUAAAGACUCAUCCGUAGAGGAUAUAAGCAGUUUUAAUGGACGAGCGCUGUAUCCUUCUGCAGCAGUCUAGGGAUAGACCGUGCAGAUUUAUUUAUAGGCUGUUUCGAUUAUUGAGAAGCUGCGGUUGGAUUGACCGAUAGUGUAAGCAUAUAUAGUCUUUCAGAAAAAUAGAUGCGGGGCAAGGAAGGAAGGAAGGAAGGAAGGAAAGGGGCAUUUAGUCUCAGGCGGAACCUCACCACCGAGCAAGUCUGAAGAAGGAUUUGGAUUUCGCAAAAGGAGGCCCACGUUUUAGAUGUUUUGGAAAAGAGAGCAGAUUCUCCUGGCGCUUCCUGAUGGCAAGCCACGAACGGGGUCGUCUGUUGGUUGUCUCGCAAUUGAGUUGUAUAGUAAACUUUCUGCCUCUACAUUGGAGGUCGAGUUGGUCCAUUAUUCUACCUCGUUCUUCACAAUUCCCUCUGAAGUCGAUAUCCAUGACAAGUUUCAUCCGAAUGAUUUUUGCAACCAUGUACAUUUCAUUGAAUUGGGAUUUUUACGUCAAGGGCUUAUGAUCAAGUGAUACUGUGAUGGUGGAUUAUGACUCUUUUAGCCUUAUUCGUCCAGCCGAAUUUUUUACAGCUGUGUCAUCGUGCCGUAGCGAGUUUUCUGAAAGACUGAUUAUGGAACCGGC
Marchantia polymorpha subsp. ruderalis is the source of this 2086-nucleotide messenger RNA. The record is from the annotation of a GenBank genome assembly. Lineage: Eukaryota; Viridiplantae; Streptophyta; Marchantiopsida; Marchantiales; Marchantiaceae.